Molecule: messenger RNA, 3129 nt
Organism: Mauremys mutica (yellowpond turtle)
Lineage: Eukaryota; Metazoa; Chordata; Testudines; Geoemydidae
Product: cytochrome P450 3A24-like
Exons: 13
Coding region: 114-1646 (510 amino acids)
Biological process (GO): oxidative demethylation; steroid metabolic process
Molecular function (GO): heme binding; testosterone 6-beta-hydroxylase activity; iron ion binding
Source: RefSeq, a predicted model, not a curated record
ACAUCCCUUGCAGAGAAACUGCUGUACUCGGCUGGAAGGCUGAAAAACUUUAAAUAGCAGAGAAGCCUCUUUGGAGCUGAGAGUUGUUCGCUUGGAGCAGGCAGGGAGUCGAGAUGAAUUUCCUUCCGAGUUUAUCCCUAGAAACCUGGCUUUUACUCAUUGCCUUCAUGAGCCUCUUGAUGCUUUAUGGGAUCUGGCCAUACCGAUUCUUUAAGAAGCUGGGUAUUCCUGGGCCAAGGCCUCUGCCUUUCAUCGGAACGUUCCACGAAUACCGGAAUGGAAUUCUGGAUUUUGACAAGAAGUGUUUCCAGAAAUAUGGUAAAAUUUGGGGAUUUUUUGAUGGCAGGCAGCCAGUCCUGGCUAUUCUGGACCCUGUAAUCAUCAAAACCAUCCUGGUGAAAGAGUGCUAUACCGUCUUUACCAAUCGUCGGGUCUUUGGUCUAAGUGGAGAUUUGGAGUCUGCCCUUACAAUAGCCACAGAUGAGCAGUGGAAGAGGAUUCGCACUGUGCUCUCUCCGACAUUCACCAGCGGGAAGCUAAAGGAGAUGUUUCCUAUCAUGAAUCGCUAUGGAGAGAUUUUAGUGAAAAACAUCCAGAAGAAAGUGGAUAACGACGAGUCCCUGGAAAUGAAGAGCAUCUUCGGCGCCUACAGCUUGGAUGUGGUGGCCAGCACUUCAUUUAGUGUGAACAUAGACUCUAUGAACAACCCCAACGACCCCCUUGUCGCCUACAUCAAGAAGUAUCUCUCAUUCAAUUUCUUUAGCCCACUGCUCCUCUCAGUAGUGAUGUUCCCCUUCCUCACUCCAGUGCUGGAUAAGAUGAACGUGAGUCUGUUUCCCUCGGCCUUCCUGGAUUUUUUCCUCAACAUCAUCAAGCGCAUCAAGAAGGAGCGGCAGAAGAAUGACCACUCGGUCCGGGUGGAUUUCCUGCAGCUGAUGGUUGACUCACAGAGCUCAGAUGGCAGCUCUGAACCUAAUGAGAAGACACACUCCUAUAAAGCUCUGUCUGACAAGGAGAUUAUGGCGCAGGCCCUUGUCUUUAUCUUAGCUGGUUAUGAGACCACUAGCUCCACCCUCAACUUCCUCUCAUAUAACCUGGCCACUCACCCUGAUGUGCAGCAGAGACUGCAGGAGGAGAUUGAUGCCGCUCUUCCCAACAAGGCUGCUCCCACCUACGACGCCAUCCUGCAGAUGGAGUAUCUCGACAUGGUGGUGAAUGAAACCCUCAGGCUCUUCCCCGCAGGUGGGCGGAUUGAAAGAGUCUGCAAGAAAAGCAUUGAGAUAAAUGGAGUGACCAUUCCAAAAGGCACCGUGACAAUGAUCCCAGCCUACGUGCUGCAUCAGGACCCGGAACACUGGCCAGAGCCAGAAGAGUUCAGGCCCGAGAGGUUCAGUAAAGAGAACAGAGAGAGCAUUGACCCCUACAUUUUCCUGCCCUUUGGAGCUGGUCCCAGGAACUGCAUUGGAAUGAGGUUUGCUCUUCUCAGCCUGAAAGUGGCCAUGAUUGUGCUGUUGCAAAGAUUUUCCUUCAGAACCUGCAAAGACACCUUGAUCCCUCUGGUGCUGGACACGAAGGGUUUUUUGCAACCCAAGAAGCCAAUCAUUCUGAAGAUGGUCCCCAGAACCCAUGUCGAUCCAGAGGAGUAAAAGAAUUUUGCAGCAGAUCAGAGGCUGUUGCCAGUUGCUCCUUCCACCUGACUCGUCUCUCUAUAAAUCACAUGAGAAUAGGAAUGAGCCGUGUAAAACUGUAUAGAGAAUGCAAAAGCAAUAUCUAGAAAAAGCCCCAGCUGUCGUGAAAGCAGGGCCUUGUGAAUAUAUAGCAUACCACAUUUUAAUAGGAGAUUGUGGAUGGCUUUUCUAGCAAACAAACCUACACAAAAUACAGGGUGAGCAGAGUUCAUUUAUAAGCAAUAACAGAGACCCUGGCCUGUUUCUCAUUUAUACCAAGACCCCGUUACACUGUUCGGACAGUCUAAAGGGACCUUUAAGGGUAUGCACCCGCUUUCAGGCCUCCUUACUCUGCCAGAGCAGGGCUUAGCAUAAAUGAGAAUCAGGCCUCUGGCGUUGGGACAAAAACUGUGUCACCUCCCAUCUGGCUAGACUGAGCCAAAGUUGAGGUUGUUAUGACUCUGUAUAAAAAUCACAUGCCCUAGGGUAUUUUACAUUGCCGUGUGGGUAGACAUACCUGAGCUAGCUUUAAUCUCACUAGCAGUGAAACCAGAACCACCCAGGCUGUACAACCACACCUGGGGACACUAGGUAUGUACUCAAGCAGCUAGCCUGUGCUGCUGGGGCUUCAUUAUUUCAUUUGAGCUAGUUCAAAGCAAGCUCAGCUAUGAUUACAUCUACGUUGUAGUCAAAAGUGUGUACUCUUAGUCUAUGCUAUGGACACUACAAUGGCAUGGCUGCAACUACACCACUGUAGCAUCAUAAUGUAGACGCUUCUGACAUCAAUGGAAAGGGUUUUUCUGUCAAUGUGGGAGGUAGUCCACCUCCCCGAGAGGGAGUGUGGCUGAAACCUGACAUGAGUGAUUAAUACAUGGAGGGGAAGGCCCCAUUCUUUGGAAGGUAGCAUUAGGAAGGUAAUGAAUCAUCAGGCUCAAAACAGGACAUUUGUGCUAAAUAAGAUAAGUAAAUAGGUUAGUAGGUUAAAAAAGACAGAAUGUCAGAGCCAGCUAAGAGAAGAGGGAGAACAGGAACUAUUUACUAUGAACUAGAUAGCAAGGGACAAUUAAGUUAGAAAUGUAGAAAUAAGAUAGAGGAAGUCAAAACAUAUGCAGCAUAUGGACAGAUGCACGUGGUACAGGGAUUGGUCCCGGAGGGAGCUAGGUUGAUGGAGGAAUUCUUCCAUCUGCCAAGCCAUGUCUACACUGGAGUUUAGGAUGGCCUAACCAUAGUGCUCAGAGGUGCUCAGGAAUUUUUCACACCCCUGAGCUCCAUAGCUAGGUCGAUCUACCUUUUAAGUGUAAACCAGGCAUCAGAUGUCAAAGACCCUACUGCCCUCAAUGGCCAGGGGCGGCUCCAGGCACCAGCACGCCAAGCGCGUGCUUGGGGCGGCAAGCCGCGGGGGGUGCUCUGCCGGUCGCCAUGAGGGCGGCAGGCAGGCUGCCUUCGGCGGCAUGCCUGCAGA